Molecule: messenger RNA, 1648 nt
Organism: Poeciliopsis prolifica (blackstripe livebearer)
Lineage: Eukaryota; Metazoa; Chordata; Actinopteri; Cyprinodontiformes; Poeciliidae
Product: C-X-C chemokine receptor type 5
Exons: 2
Coding region: 53-1138 (361 amino acids)
Biological process (GO): immune response; G protein-coupled receptor signaling pathway
Cellular component (GO): membrane
Molecular function (GO): G protein-coupled receptor activity
Source: RefSeq, a predicted model, not a curated record
GUGUGCGCUUUGUCGCUGCAGAAGUGUGAAACGAUCAUCUCCACGCGCCGUCAUGGCUUUCACAAAGACCUACACUGGAGACAUGGACGAAGACUAUGAAGCUUACAGCUAUGACAAUAACACAUAUAUUGAUGACACCUGCGAUGGCGAAAACCUGAUGUUCCUGAACUUUUACUCCGUGUUCAGCCCGGUGCUCAACAGCCUCAUCUUCCUUCUGGGUUUGGCCGGAAAUGGCCUGAUGGUCGCCAUCCUCCUGAGGCGUCACCGUCGGCUGCGCAUCACUGAGAUCUACCUGCUGCACCUCGCCCUGGCCGACCUCAUGCUGAUAUUCACGCUGCCUUUCAACGUGGUGGAAAGCGUCGCCGGAUGGAUGUUCGGGGAGUUUUUCUGCAUGCUCAAUGGCGUGUUGAGGAACCUGAACCUCCUGUGUGGGAGUUUCCUCCUGGCUUGCAUUGGAUUCGAUCGGUAUCUGGCCAUCGUCCAAGCAAUCCCCAGCAUGCAAAGUCGACGCCCGAAAAGAGUGCACCUCACCUGUGCUUCGCUUUGGCUCAUCUGCUUUCUGUUGUCACUGCCCAACGCCGUCUUUCUCUCUGUCAAGCCAAACACAAACGACUCCUUGCCCGAGUGUGAUUAUUACCGUUACGAAAUCAAUUCGCAAAACUGGGUUGUGGCCAACAGGGUUUUGCAUCAUGUGAGCUUUUUCUUCUCGCUGGCCGUCAUGUGUUACUGUUACUCUGCACUUGUCAUCACUUUGUUCAAGAGUCAGAAAAGCCAAGCGAAGAAGGGAGCCGUCCGACUGGCGUUGCUCGUCACCAUUGUGUUUUGUGUCUGCUGGCUACCCAACAACAUCGCCUCACUGAUGAGAACCCUCGUUGACCUGGAAGUCAUGAGUGAAACCUGCUGGUCCAAGAAAGUCCUAGCUCAAGCUCUCGCUGUGACGGAGAGUCUGGGUGUCUCGCACUGCUGGCUCAACCCGUUUCUGUACGCGUUCGUCGGGGUGCACUUUCGUAAUGAGCUUUUGCAUCUGCUGUGUCGUCUGGGCUGCGGCCGCUCUUGCCUGCGGUUUACCAAAGGUCAAAAUUACGGAAGACCGUCUGUUUCUGAUGGAACGACAUCGAACAGCCUGGUCAUGUACUGACCAACGACUCAGAUUUAGACGGCAUCAAGCUGUACGCCAAGAGUGAGCGAGACAUCGACUCACUGAUCCACACCACCAGGAUCUACAGCACUGACAUCGGGAUGUCAUUCGGACUAGAGAAGUGUGGUCGGCUGAUCACAAAGAAGGAGAAGGUCAUCCACACAGAAGGAGUCUCACUCCCACAAGGAACAAUAGCAGAUAUAGAGGACAGUUACAAGUACCUAGGUAUACCACAAGCAAAUGGCAACCUCGAUGAGGCCACAAGGAAAGGAGCCACAGCUAAAUACCUCCAACGAAUGAGAAGCCCUGAGAAUUCAGCUAAGAACAAAAUCCGUGUGAUAAACAUCUAUGCCUCAGUAAUCAGAUACUCUGCUGGAAUAUAUAUACUGUAUAUAUUCAACAUUUCCUCUUUCUGUAUUCACAAUCUUGUAUUUACUGUGAGGAUGAAAGAUAUCCUGCUGUAAUGAACUGUAUUAUUUGCUUGUAUUGUAGCUAAACAAGGUUUUUCUG